Messenger RNA from Fomitopsis serialis, 732 nucleotides. RefSeq lists its product as uncharacterized. The transcript has 3 exons. Lineage: Eukaryota; Fungi; Basidiomycota; Agaricomycetes; Polyporales; Fomitopsidaceae. The coding region runs from base 1 to 732 and encodes 243 amino acids. The record is from RefSeq and is a predicted model, not a curated record.
AUGGCGGUGAUGCCAUCGCAGGAUCCUGACACCCGUUUUGAACUUACGGGGGCGAGGCUGAACGCCCUCACACAAGCCCUGGCGUAUCGAGGGAUCCUGGAGCACCGCCAGGUCGAGACCAGGCGCCGGACGAAAGAUAACCUGGCGGCAGAUUUUUGCGGUUUCCUGUGGAAAAUUAUGCAUGAUGGCCUGAAAUGCGGCCCGUACUGGAGUAAGAUACAGGGAUAUGAGGAUCGAGCACAGUGUAGCCACUGUGGAUCCCUAGAGACUGUCCAACAUAUUAUCUUCGAGUGUGAAGCCACGGGCCAAGCCCUAAUUUGGUCGCUGAUACGGAAGGUGUGGGAGAAGAAGCCUGACGGAAUGGAAGACCAGCAAGGGCCGAGUGCGUCCAGGAGCACGAGGCUAUGGCGGAUAUUAAUAUCCGAAGCUGUUCAUCUGACUUGGAAACUGCGCUGCGAGAGAGUCAUAGGUCACGCAGCGGAGGACGGAUGGGAACACCAGAAGACGACGGUGGCGAGCAAGCUGCGAUAUGCUUUGAAUCAUAGAUUGGCGCUCGACGUCGAAUCAGUACAGAAGAAAUACGGGCAGUUUGCCAUUAAGAGGGAGCUGGUCCUGGCCACGUGGAACAAGGUCCUGUGGGACGAACAUGCGCUCCCGGAAGACUGGACAAAGUACAAGGGUUUUUUAGUGGGUAGGAUGCCGGCGUUACGAGUAGACCUCGAACCGGAUUAG